AUGAUACCCGCUCCGCAGCCCGACGUCAAUCAGGCAUCGCCAGAAGCAGAAGCAGAAAUACGGAUCGAUUCUCUGAGGAAGAGGCACCGCAUGUCACCCACACAGCUUAUGCAUCUGGAAUCGCUCUAUCAAAAAGACACGCAUCCGUCAAGGCACAGGAAGAAUCAACUUGCAGGCGAGCUUGGCAUGGAUUACAAAAGCAUCACGAUCUGGUUCCAAAACAAGCGCCAAAUGGCAAAACGUAGUCAACCGAGCGCGCCUUGCUUACCGCUUCAGAUACGGAAUGUCGUUUCCCAAACCCUGGAUCACCAGCUUCCUGUGCAAUCUCUAUCAGUGCUCCGGUGUGUCUCUUCGCCAUCGGUAAACGAUACCCUACAACCUGUGAUUCCGCCGCCUGUUUGUUCUGAGAAGUCACGCAUAACACUAUCCCCGCAAGAACAAAAGAGCGAUGUCAAUCAUGAUCCACCGAAGAAAUCACUGCAGGUCAAACCUCUCCUCAACUCCUUAGAUCAAGCACAACCGACAGCAGGAAGUACAACCGGCGUCCAGGAACUGUGGCAACACCUUCCUUCAUCACCAACAGCUCCAAGUUCAGUGUCCGACAGAAGGAGUGAAGUUCGUAGCCCUGCCCGCGAUAAAAAGGACGUACGAUAUAGCAAGAGAGGCCUGACACUCGAAUGGGCUUGCGACAGACAGACGAAACGCAGACGGGCAGGAAGAGAUAAUGGUAGCGCCGCCGACGGCUUGAGCAGGUUCUGGCCGCCAUUUGGGUCAUCAAAUCCACGCACCACUUCAGCACUUUCGUUACUCUCAUUUGCCGCGGGAAAGGUCAGCACGUCUUUGUCCAUCAGUCCUACUCCUUCACAGGACGUGAUCCAUGGAGCUUCGCUCCUGUUGAGCUUCAAACAUUCUUUGAGAGGACGCGAUGCUGGGAAGAAAUAG
Messenger RNA from Suillus discolor, 942 nucleotides. RefSeq lists its product as uncharacterized. Lineage: Eukaryota; Fungi; Basidiomycota; Agaricomycetes; Boletales; Suillaceae. The coding region runs from base 1 to 942 and encodes 313 amino acids. The transcript is spliced from 3 exons. The record is from RefSeq and is a predicted model, not a curated record. Gene Ontology annotation, molecular function: DNA-binding transcription factor activity, RNA polymerase II-specific; RNA polymerase II cis-regulatory region sequence-specific DNA binding. Gene Ontology annotation, biological process: regulation of transcription by RNA polymerase II.